Phasianus colchicus (ring-necked pheasant) is the source of this 1468-nucleotide messenger RNA. RefSeq lists its product as uncharacterized. The record is from RefSeq and is a predicted model, not a curated record. Lineage: Eukaryota; Metazoa; Chordata; Aves; Galliformes; Phasianidae. Gene Ontology annotation, molecular function: protein binding.
UUCACCAGAGAGGAGGCAUGCUCAUAAAGACCUUUAGUGAAUGUCACACAAAACAUGAGACUCUCUGAGUACCUUUUUUGUUUUCAUCCAAAGAUCUGGCAUUGUUUAACAAACUGCUCAACAGCCAUCAGCGAAGGAGGGGGCCAUUUACACAGAGGCAAGCUAAUGGGCAAAAAAAGUGACAGUAAUUUGGAAAAGUGAAGUUGUGGAGUGAACACCCCUGAGAUUCAUCUGGAUGAUGUUGUGACAGGGAUCCCCCGCCUGCCUUCAGCCACUUUCUGGAAAGGCAGACAGCUCAGUGACAGCCACGAGAUCAGCACAGGAAUUUGUUUGGUGUGCCUAAGAGAUCAGUAACAGCCGCUCCUAACGUGACUGCGUUGCGAGGUGACAGUGUUUCCCUGGAGACGCUGAAUCCAUACAGCCCCAGCCCGGACCCUGGCAGGUCACCUCUGCUCAGAGGGUGCUGAACUACUACCCUGUGCAGGGGAAAAGAUGGGAAGAUAAGCGCUGGCUGUGCACCAAUAGCCUUAUGCGAGAUGCGAGGACUUUAUGCAGCAGCAAACCAUGUCGGAAAGUUCUUCAGGUCUGAUUACGAGCAAUCAAAAAUUCUGUACAUCCUAUUCAACCUGCUGCUCCAUCCUUAGUGACGUACACACUGUUCCACCAAUUUUAUCCCCAAGCAGAGGAUUCAUCAGGCAGAGCUGUGACUCAGGGCUAUCUUCCACACUUCCUUCUGAUCCCUUCAAGUAUCUCAGCUGGUAUGACAUAGAAGAACAUGAUGUUCAAGGAAAUCAGCUUCAUUGUCCCCGUGUGAGAGAAGGGCCUUGUGAAGAAGAGCUAUUUUUCAGAGGAGAAGAUCAUACGUUGAAAAAAAGAGAACAAGUAACUGACACAGAGAUGUGGCAAAAGAAACUGCAGGAGAACUGGGAAAACUGUGCUGAGCUGAACCUCUCAUUUCAGGACCUGGGUGAUCUUUACCAGGUGGAAAACUUCAGAAGGAUUCUCCAAAGAUUGAUACGGGUGGAAAAACUUUGGUUGGUGGACAAUUCUUUGACAGACCUAAGUGCCAUACGGUUGCCAAGAUGCAGAGAACUAAACGUCAAUAAAAACUACUUUACAUCAUUCAGACAGCUGCCAAAGUUACCUCAGAUUCAGCACCUGUCACUGGCUGAAAAUAACAUUAUGACGCUGAGUGGAAUAUCGGACUUGAGACAUACUCCACUUGAAUCCCUUAUACUCAAGAGGAAUCCUUGUGAGUUUCAAGAAAGCUACAGGCAACAUGUAUUCUCCAGUUUGCCAAAUUUGAAAGUACUGGAUGGUGUCCCAAAACUGCCAGAGGACUAUUCACCCCCAGAUACCAGUUUUUUCCCCAGAAUGUGCACUGUACUCUAGCACUGUAUGUGUGGGAUCACAGCUGUGCUAGAAUCACCUUACUUAAAAGAAUCAAUAAAUUCUGUACAUGGAAACU